AUGGACCCGACACCAACUACCAUCCCAACGCCGGCUCACUGCGUCGCCGACUUCUGUCUGAUUCCGAUCGGCACGGGCUCGCCCUCAGUCUCAGCCCAGAUCGCCGACGUCCAGCGGUUGAUCGAAACAUGCGGCUUGAAGUAUGUCAUGCAUUCCGCAGGCACAACCAUCGAGGGACCCUGGGAUCGGGUUCAUCAGGUUAUCGGGCAGGCGCAUACUAUCCUUCAUCAGCAGGGGAUUGUUCGGAUUCAGACUGAUAUUCGUGUUGGAUCGAGAACCGAUAAGACGCAGUCCUUUGAGGAUAAGGUUAGCAAGGUGCGAGAGCUGCUAGCCAAGGACUAG
This is a messenger RNA of Penicillium antarcticum, 342 nucleotides long. RefSeq names its product thiamine-binding protein. Gene Ontology annotation, cellular component: cytosol. The record is from RefSeq and is a predicted model, not a curated record. Bases 1 to 342 code for a protein of 113 amino acids. The transcript is spliced from 4 exons. Lineage: Eukaryota; Fungi; Ascomycota; Eurotiomycetes; Eurotiales; Aspergillaceae.